CAUACUGUCCAUUCCAAGUUCUAACUGGAGCGGCCAUGGUUGACAUGAUGCGUGCGGCUGUUCUUGUUGGAGUUUUGUUGUCUGUGAGCAGUACGUUUGCAGAUGCAAGUGUGGAAGAUGAGUUGUGGGACAGGUUCCGACUGUGGUUCCACACAAUGGACCACAAUUACGACAAUGUUAUUUCCCUGGCGGAUACAGAAAACUGUACGGCAAGACACGUGACUGAAUCCGAUCACCCAGCUACAGUCCGCGCAAAGUGUGAGGAGUUUCUGCCCAGGUGGUACAAAUUCUUUAUACUCAGAGGCCAUGACAGCAUCACAGAGAAUCAGUUCGUGCAGAACUUCAGAGAAUUGAGAGAUGAUGACAUAAACAAGUUCGAAAAGAUUGUUUUCCAAGGUUCUAAGAUGUUCUGGAUCAUCAUUGACAUGAACAAUGACAGAACCAUAACACCAGACGAAGACGCCUGUGUGGGAGACAGGCCGUAUGACGCCUUUGUGUUGUCUGUCAAUUUUGCCAUUUACAUGCUGUAUGGCAUAACAGUGGAAGAAACAGUCGACCCCUUCUGUCCAUGGGUAUAUUGAUAUUGUUGUUUCUGACAGCCGUCAAGUGACCCUACAAUACUCCAUAGCUUUGUGAAACUCUCACGGUCAUGCGAGUUGCCGAGUUUAGUCCGAAACAGACGGAGACGGAACGAUAAGGCGCCCAGGUAACCGAUGUAGGCUACAUCCUACCUGGAGGAUCCAGGUUACCUCUCCGUCUGUUUCGGACUUAACUUGGCAACUCGCAUGAUCGUGAGAGCUUCACAAGGCGAGGGUCUGACGACCAUUUCCUCAAAUUACUUACACAAAUACUCAUGUACCAUCAACACACAUACAAGGACUAACACAACACAAGGUUCGAUACAUAAGCCGCAGUCAGUUCUUCAAUGUACAAGUGCUUGGACAAGAGCAGACAGAACACAGAUUGGCUUCCGGGAUCGACAGAGAUUCGACUUGCUGAGCUCACUGUGAAACCUGCACCAAUCUCCUAAUGGUUGAGCUGUCGUUUUGAAGUGUUCGAGCCUGUCCCGCGUUUGACAUAGGCCCUGUUUCAUCGUUUUGUACCCGGCUAUUUAAUUGUUUUGGCAAUGCAUUAACCUUGUAAUAGUAUUUUCCUUUAGUUACUUUCAGUAUUAGAACCAUAUAUUUAAUACUUGCUCAAAAUGUUCAAUAAAAUAAUGCAAAUGAAA
Molecule: messenger RNA, 1228 nt
Organism: Haliotis rubra (blacklip abalone)
Lineage: Eukaryota; Metazoa; Mollusca; Gastropoda; Lepetellida; Haliotidae
Exons: 2
Coding region: 36-581 (181 amino acids)
Source: RefSeq, a predicted model, not a curated record